Messenger RNA from Esox lucius (northern pike), 2497 nucleotides. It is a transcript of the gene grtp1a, whose product is annotated as growth hormone regulated TBC protein 1a. NCBI's taxonomy places the organism in Eukaryota, Metazoa, Chordata, Actinopteri, Esociformes, Esocidae. The transcript is spliced from 8 exons. Bases 793 to 1896 code for a protein of 367 amino acids. The record is from RefSeq and is a predicted model, not a curated record.
AACCUCAGAAGGGUUUCCCUCAUUCCAUUGUCGUGACGUGGCAUUUUGGACAUUUUGUAAUAUUAACAAGUUCAAUUUCAGAAAAUGUGAUCAGUGAUUAUAUACGACGGAAUCGGUUCAUUCAUCGCUGAAAGUUUUGGAGUUACUUGCCGAGACUAUUUAUGAGAGUGGGCGGUUAUUUCUUACUCGUGCUUGGUUGACAUAAUUUACGUGGCUUAUCUCACGCGCGGUCAGGCAUUCUAACGGCUUGGAAUACGUUGAAGAAAGAGAUCACCUCGCGGAUAAAUAAAAAAUAAAAUAUAUCAUUUCAGAUUUGUAAUUUUUUCUUACAGCGUUUCGAGAUGGUGUGUUUUCAGCCAAGCGCUAAAGUUGUUGCCGGACUGUGGUUGUCGAUAAUGUAAUUCUCCUAAGUAGCCGUACGACAGGUGCAUACUGACUUCUAACUAUUUUCCAGAUAUUAUUCCGAUAAAACAUCGGGAAACGUUUUUCUCGUAAUCCAGCUAAAGGUGCUUGUACCUUGGAUUGGACAAUACAACUACCCGCGGAUUCACUGUCCCGGACAUCGACUGUCUGCCGGACUUCCCACACUAGCUGUCCCUGGUUUGAAUUCGUGUCCACGCCUGCAUUUGCAGUUUUGGGACUUGGUUUAUGGAGAAAGCGGUGAUCUCGUUCCCAUUUAUGCCACCGUGUGACAACAAUGUGGUGGAUUUCUGGACUAUAAUAUAGCAAUUGAGAUUAACUAACUGAACGUUAGUUCUGCCCUUCACCUCUGGAAUCUAUUUGGGUUUUAAAAUGGAGAAGAAGAACAAAGCAAACGGUGUUCGUUCGCCGCAACUUCGAGGCUUCAAUUCAACGGUCAUCCAGUCCCCCAGUGGUAGCAGCGCAAGAGAGAGAGUGCACAGUGUCGACCCGUACGGCUUUGAGCGCUCCCCAGACUUUGACUACGAGUCUUACGAGGAGCUGAUGUCAGAGUACCUGGCCGUCCUCACCAGGAGGUCCAUCAAAUGGUCCAAGCUGCUGCAGGGCCGUGGGCGGCUGGAGAAGAGCAUCAAGGUGAAACGGUAUGUGCGUAAGGGGGUGCCCAAUGAGCACAGAGGGCUGGUCUGGAUGUCAGCCAGUGGAGCCCAGAACCAGCUGGAGAAGAACCCAGGGUACUACCACUCUCUCCUGGACGCUAGCAGGCAGCAGCAUGACCCUAAGUUGGUGGACACCAUACACACAGAUCUGAACAGAACCUUUCCUGACAACAUCCAGUUCCGCAACACAUCUAACCCAUGCCUCCAGAAAUCCCUGUACAAUGUGCUGCUUGCAUACGGACACCAUAACCCUGCCGUGGGCUACUGUCAGGGCAUGAACUUCAUCGCUGGGUACCUCAUCAUCAUCACUAAAGACGAAGAGAAAUCAUUCUGGCUGAUGGACGCUUUACUGGGCAGGAUACUACCAGACUACUACACCUCGGCCAUGCUGGGUCUGAAGACGGACCAGGAGGUGCUGGGGGAGCUGGUGAGGACCAGAGCCCCGGCCGUAUCGCAGGCCAUGGGCCAGCACAAUGUCAUGUGGACCCUGGUCGUCUCCAGAUGGUUCAUCUGCCUCUACAUCGACGUCCUGCCUGUAGAGACGGUUCUGCGAAUCUGGGAUUGUCUGUUCUACGAGGGUUCUAAGAUCCUGUUCCGGGUGGCUCUGACGCUGAUCCAGAGCCAGCAGGCUGAGGUGCAGCGGGCCGGUUCCCUGCCUGACGUCUGCGACAGCUUCAAGCUCAUGACCCGCGGGCCUCUCGUAGAGGACUGUCACACAUUCAUGCAGAAAAUCUUCACAGAACCCGGAAGCCUCUCCAUGGCAACCAUAACCAAGCUCCGUGAGACGUGUCGAGCCCGCAUCAUAGCCGAGGAGUCCUGACCCGGCAGCCGUCCUCCAGACCUGUCAAUCAAACACACUACACAUUCCAGGCUGCGUCCCAAUUCUCCCUAAUGGCUUCCCCUUGUUAGUGGUGUGGAAGGAAAGGACACAAGCAAGCUAGAGGAAGAGGGUGUUACAGAAUUUUGGGACUGUGCCCCAGACUAUUUUGCACUCUUUAGUCUAGUAGCUAGACUUGAUUGUAGACUACGACUGUAUGGAGCCUGUUUGCUAUGUAGCCUGACUUGUAGGUCUGCAGACUGAUUUGUAGCCUGACUGCAAUACUAGUGAAUCAGCGUGUUAAAAACACUGACACACAGGAAGAUAGAUGCUGCAUUAAAUGUGUGUGAGAACACAACCUUGAGUAACCAGCACCACUGUCUAGAUUUAGGUACAUAUGUAUAUGCUGUAUAUGACAGGGGGAGUCUGUUUUGGUGGGAAAAAUGAAGAUCCUUCAUUUAAUACAUGUUUUAGUCCAGGAUUGGAGUUAAUCGGAGUAGCUCAAUGGUGGGACUGAUGGAGGAUUCCUUGUUUUUAAUGUUGCCGACAAAAGCUAUUUUUAACUGGAUGAACAUAUUUUUCUACGACUUCGCCACACAUUUGU